This is a messenger RNA of Mesorhabditis belari, 900 nucleotides long. The record is from the annotation of a GenBank genome assembly. Lineage: Eukaryota; Metazoa; Nematoda; Chromadorea; Rhabditida; Rhabditidae.
AUGAGCCUUGAUCAAAAAGUAGAUUCGCAUAUUCAGUGGAACCACGUGUUUGGCUACAUCGAUUCGGAGUGGAUUACUCAUAAAUUGCCAAAGGAGGUGAUUCCAAUCCCGCGAGAGCACGUUCCCGAUCCGGACGCGGACGCCCUCCCGGCAACUUUGGCCAACAAGGAGAACGCUAUUGAAGCCGCUCAAAAGACCAGUUUCUCAUUAAAUUUUUCAAACAGGCAUAUUCAUUGCGCAACAAUGGGUAAUGAACAAUCAGCGUCUGGUCCUUCAAACUCUACUCAACCAUCCACUUCUACUUUUUCAUUUCUAUCAAAUCGAGCAAGCGUCAAGAAAGUCGGCGGCAUAGUCAAGGUUUCCGAUGGGCAAUCAAAGCUAAUCGAUCCAAAUGAUGAUCCCGAUUAUAAGAGAUUAAUGGACAUUCCCCGUUUUCUACCAAUAUUGCGAGACACGGUUCCUGCUGGUAGAAGACUUGCACAGGAUAAUCAAAAUCUUUUCUCUUAUCGACCACUUUGGCGUUUGUCCGUAAGGCUGCAAUCACAUCUGCACGGUCAGGCUCAGGGGAUUGCACAAGAACAGGGAAGAAUAACUCAACUCAUCAAAACGGUUGAUGUUACCUCGGCUGGUAUUGCUGCAAAGUUAUUGGAGCGACGUAAAAAAUACGACCGGCUUAGGGGUGCCCUUGCUCAUGUUACACAAUUACGAGACGAAGUUGUGCGAAUACAGCUUUUACUCGAAGAAAUUGUGCCAACCGUGGAUACGCUCAAUGAGUUGCUUACUCCAUCGUCUCGACUACCUCCGCUUGACCUCAAAACAAUUCUCAACAAAAAGGACGAUGAUUUAGCAUCGCAUAUCUUUCACCAAGUGCCGGUUGAAGAGACCCAAGUUGUCGACGCU